ACAAUGUUUACUCAUUCUUCCAGUGUUACCAUGGUGACCAACAAUGCACGCCAUCAGCUUGUUUCAUUUGUUCAUGUCAAAGGGACACACACGCACGCGCGCGCGCGCACACACAAUGACAGAUGCAUGUCGGGAGGAGGAGUCUGUGAGGAACAAGUGUCACAGCCUUGCUUUCUGGACAUACACUACACUUCCCAUCAUGCCCCGCGCCUUUUCUUCCCUCCCUCCAUCCUUCCUUCCUUCCUUCCUUCCUUCCUUCCUGCUACCGUCCAACAGAAAGAUGUCGAGCGGCCCAGAGACUCCGAAGCGAACCUGAACAGAAACAUCUUCCAGCAGAAUGGCGGCAUUGCGGCGGCUGGCGGGGCGGAAGCCUAUCUCAGCGUCUCUUUCUCGGCCUUGAACCACACACAAGCGCCGCUGGAGCUUCGGAGUACUGAACCGAACCGAACCGAGUCGAGCUGAGCAGAGCCUCCGUCCCGCCAGUGAUGGCCAGCGGUUUGCAGGACUGAAGCGUCCCUGAAAGCAGACCUGAUCCACGUCCACCUUCAGGUUCAUCAGUCAGCUGCAAUCCAGAUCGGAUCCAGGUUUGGUCACCCUAAUCAACAAUCUGAUCGAUGUUUGCAGCGUCAUGGAGCGCUCCGGCAGCAUUCAACUGGACAUUCCGGACUUCAGCAAUUCAGUUCUGUCCCACCUGAACCAGCUACGGGCCCAAGGGCGCUUGUGCGAUAUCGUGGUCCAUGUUCAGGGUCAGAGCUUCCGGGCCCACAAGGUGGUACUGGCUGCAAGCUCGCCAUAUUUCCGAGAUCACAUGGCCCUGAGCCAGAUGAGCACAGUGUCGUUGACAGUGAUCCGAAAUCCAUCGGUAUUCGAGCAGCUGCUGGGAUUCUGCUACACGGGUCGCCUGAGCCUGCAGCUGUGUGACAUCAUCAGCUACCUGACAGCCGCCAGCUUCCUGCAAAUGCAGGACGUCAUCGACCGCUGCACGCACAUCCUGGAAGGAAUCCACCUCAAGAUCAGUGUGGCCGACCCGGACCAGCGUACCGCAGACCAGGAUGCGGUGUCACCACGCCCCCGAACCCUGGAGGCACCGGUCAGAGGAGCCCGUCAGGCUGGACCGCCACCACCGCUAGGCUCAAGCGCCGAGGCAGCCAGCCCCGGCGAGGAAACACUCAGCCCGACGCUUGGACCUGGCGGGCUGGAGCAGCCCGCGGCCUCAGGUAGCCGGGCUCCCAAAGAACCCAUUCUUCGCAUCAACCGGGCGGGCCAGUGGUACAUGGAGACUGGCGGCGAGGUGGACGAGGGCGCCACUGUGGAUGGAGUCAGGAUCAAGACUGAGCGGACGGAGCAGUGGAUUGGAACGGGUCGUGACCGGGAGGUGGCGAGCCUGUCUGAGGGGGGCAGUGCCAUGACGAUUGACGUGUCGGGACACGGCACACUGGUGCCAGGAAGCUGCGCCAUACGACCGUCCAGCAGUGUCGGUGACACUGACAGGUUCAGCCCCACGGGGAGCGUCCUUGUCCUUGCUGACCAUCAAAGAGCCAAGAGCGAAUCUCCAAGCAGAACCGAUGACCCAGGACACGCCAGCUCCCUGGGCGAGGAGCCGGCGGCUUACGAGGACUACGUGAGGGAUCAGGCGGGUGACCGCUGGUUCCGGUACAACCCGAGGCUGACGUGCAUCUACUGCUGCAAGUCCUUCAACCAAAAAGGAAGCCUGGAUCGCCACAUGCGCCUGCACAUGGGCAUCACGCCGUUUGUGUGCCGCCUGUGUGGGAAGAAGUACACCCGCAAGGACCAGCUGGAAUACCACAUUCGGAAGCACACGGGCAACAAGCCCUUUACGUGCCGCCUGUGCGCCAAGAGCUUCCCCUUCCAGGCCAUCCUCAACCAGCACCUGCGCAAGAACCAUCCGGGCCACGACACCCACAGCGCCUCCCCCGAGACCACCACUGCCUCUCUCACAUCCCGGGGAGGCCCCAGUGACGACGCCUCUCCUGGCGAGGAGGAGCCUGAAGGCGGUGGCGGGAGUGGGGCGGCGUACGUUGAGGGUCCCCACGCGUCAGUCUCCACCACGGGGCCCGACUGAGACAGUUGGCGCCAGGGUCCUCCGUUUAUUUUAUCUGACACCACUUCAGCCAAUCACGUCCUUCCUCUCUGCCUCCUGACAAUCAGCCUGAAUGACGCUCCCGAACGCACCGAAUCAAUGAAGUGAUUUCAUUUGAAGCCAAUGCGUUGAUCCACGGUUCAAACCUUAUUACACACUUGGGAGUGGUGGCAAGAUUUGACAUCCGAUGUUACAUCACAAGACCUCCUUCAGGCGCACUCUGACCUACCCCGGAACCGUUGUUGGUCCCUCCGGAUUUGGUCUUUGAAUCGUCGUCACACCGCAGCAAAGAAUCGUUGAGUUCGGGUCUCAACGGACAAACCUCAGAUAAGCUAAGCAGCUCAGUUACCUCUCGUCGCCAUGUAAUACACCACCCGGGGAGCGCUUCAUCCUUUUUUUUUUGUUUCGGUUCUGACUUCCUGGAUCAAGAAUUAAAGCAAAGAGGCGACAUUUAGUACAUCGGUCAAAGACAAAAAUGAAAAACAAAAUUUGCUCGUAUACAAGCUCUUAUAUUUUUUAGUGUGUGUCACUAACAACUCCGCUAAUAUUGAAAAUAAUCACUUAUGAUCAAAUGAAGCUAACCACUCACUGGCCAGAACACAGCUAGUCAGUGCUAAUGAACAAAAUGUCGUCUCAUUAACUCAGACCUGCUGUUGCACUUAUGAAGGUGCCACAUUCAAUGGACCCAGGAUCUCCCAAUACGUAUACCUGAGGUCAAAGUUCACCUGCUACCACUUCAAAGAUGGCCUCCAAACAACUUGAGCACUUAAAGUUUUGGUAAAACAAACAAAAAAAGAAAACAAGACGACUCGCGUGUGAACCACAUUCUUGUUUUUUAUGCAAACCGCUCCAGUCUCCAUCGGGUAGACCAGGACUCGCGCACGUAGCAGCAAGCUAAGGCUAGCAAACGUUACUUGUACAAAACCACAUCACCUCAACCUAAUUGGCUGAGCCACACAGGGCCCGCCUCUCCACGACACUUUACCUCACCUGAUCCCGGUCCGAGUUCACCCCACCUGUGAGAAUCGGAUCUGGAUUGAUCGAACAGGAAUGCUAAUUUAUGAACAAUAAACAUAGAUCUAGAAUGUUCUUAGAUCACGUCUUUCAGGUUCUACCACCAAGACUCGGACUCGUCCUCUUCUUCUUCUGUGGUACCUCACUUCAUCAUCCUCUGACCUCUGACCUUCAUGGUGUCUGACUUGUUUCCUGAAGGUCACAGACUUUUUUAACCGACUGACUGGUUUAAACCGCUUAAGGAGGAUGGAUUAGGAACAUUUUUAACAAGCAGGAAGUGAAGGUUUGAUGUCACACGCUCACGUCGGAGGGAGCAGAGCCAAACGUCAACUGCUUCUUUCACUCAAGAAAAUAAAAACCUGACUG
Doryrhamphus excisus (bluestripe pipefish) is the source of this 3481-nucleotide messenger RNA. RefSeq names its product zinc finger and BTB domain containing 37 (gene zbtb37). The record is from RefSeq and is a predicted model, not a curated record. Gene Ontology annotation, molecular function: DNA-binding transcription factor activity, RNA polymerase II-specific; protein binding; RNA polymerase II cis-regulatory region sequence-specific DNA binding. Gene Ontology annotation, biological process: regulation of transcription by RNA polymerase II. Lineage: Eukaryota; Metazoa; Chordata; Actinopteri; Syngnathiformes; Syngnathidae.